Messenger RNA from Cajanus cajan (pigeon pea), 1650 nucleotides. The record is from RefSeq and is a predicted model, not a curated record. NCBI's taxonomy places the organism in Eukaryota, Viridiplantae, Streptophyta, Magnoliopsida, Fabales, Fabaceae.
CUGCUCUAUUUGAUGGUUUGCUUUCAAAAGACGAGACAGUAGCAUCAACCGAACACAACCAGAGAAGAGCGUUGUAAAGGAUCGUGACUAGUUUUUGAUAUAUGAUAAUUGUAUAGCUUUCUCUUUCAUGGGCAAAUUCUGAAGCCCGAAGAAACCCUAACUCCGAUUGCAGCUUAAACCCUAAACCCCCAAAUUCGCUGCUUCCUUCCUCCACUAUGGCUUCGUCAUCGAGCAGCGGAUUGACGUUCAAGCUGCACCCUCUGGUAAUCGUUAACAUCUCCGACCAUUACACGAGGGUCAAGUCUCAGAUGAACCCAACCCACGCACCGCACAACAACGCCGCCCCCAACGGCGGCGACGGCGUCGUUUCGCCCCUUCCUCCGCGGGUCUAUGGAUGUGUCAUAGGUGUGCAGAAGGGUCGCACCGUCGAGAUCUUCAACAGCUUCGAACUCCUCUACGAUCCUGCCACCCAUUCUCUCGAUCGCACCUUCCUCGAGAAGAAGCAAGAGCUCUAUAAGAAGGUGUUCCCGCACUUCUACAUACUGGGGUGGUAUUCGACCGGGAGUGAUGCGGAGGAAUCAGAUAUGCAUAUUCACAAAGCUUUAAUGGAUAUCAAUGAAAGUCCAGUUUAUGUUCUUCUCAAUCCUUCUAUCAAUCAUUCUCAGAAGGAUCUCCCAGUCAGUAUUUUUGAAAGUGAACUUCAUGUCAUAGAUGGGAUUCCACAGCUUAUCUUUGUUCGCUCGAGCUAUACUAUUGAGACUGUUGAAGCAGAACGGAUAUCUGUUGAUCAUGUCGCUCAUCUUAAGCCAUCUGAUGGCGGUGGCUGCUCACCUUACUGGUAUUCACAGUGCCAUCAAAAUGCUUCAUAGCAGAAUAAAGGUGCUACAUCACUAUCUUCUUGCAAUGCAAAAAGGUGAUGUUCCUUGUGAGAAUUCACUAUUAAGACAAGUGUCAAGUCUCUUGAGAAGAUUGCCUGCUAUUGAAUCUGGGAAAUUUCAAGACGAUUUCUUAAUGGAGUACAAUGACACCUUAUUGAUUAGUUACCUGGCCAUGCUGACCAACUGCUCAAGUGCAAUGAACGAGCUGGUGGACAAAUUUAAUACUGCGUAUGAUAGGCAUAGCAGAAGGGGUGGACGAACGGCUUUUAUGUGAAAGCUGCUUGGUUGUUCAUUUCUGCUGGAAAUCCUCAAAGCACUUAUCCAACUUUGUAGGCAUAGGAUAUGUUUUCUUCCCUCUUUUUGCUGUUUAGGCACAGGUUAUUGAAGCUUAGUAUUUGCUUUAAUUUGAAGAGAAUAGGGAGAGGAAAAAAAAUGGAAAGUCACCGUCUGAGACUUGUCCCCUCCCAACGAAAAGGUAUUUGUUUUUGCAUUGUUAUAAAAAAGUUUGCGAUGUAGAGGGGACAAAAGAGUUCAAGGACAUGAUGUGAAUUUUCAUUGUGAUUCUUUGUUGAGUCACCAUCCUUCAUUUUCGUGCUGUGUCCAAGUUCUUUUGCGUGUCUUGGAGGAUCAGUACUUUUACUCGCUCAACUGGAACGUAUGGUGGAAUAAUUAGUCGUAGCAUUUUGAGUCAAUUUGUAGUUAUUUCGUGAAACAAAUUGGUCAUUUUGCUUUGCUUGUUAAAUGGGAAGUGCUUGUCAUGUGAAUUUGUUGA